Messenger RNA from Apaloderma vittatum (bar-tailed trogon), 1889 nucleotides. RefSeq names its product polymerase (DNA directed) kappa (gene POLK). Gene Ontology annotation, biological process: error-prone translesion synthesis. Gene Ontology annotation, cellular component: nucleus. Lineage: Eukaryota; Metazoa; Chordata; Aves; Trogoniformes; Trogonidae. The record is from RefSeq and is a predicted model, not a curated record. Gene Ontology annotation, molecular function: damaged DNA binding; DNA-directed DNA polymerase activity. The annotation marks the transcript as partial. The transcript has 9 exons.
GUAAAGGUGGUGUAAAUAUGUCUGCCAAAAUUAAUGAAGAUGGAUACUCUUCUUCACCGGUGCUGUUUGAAGACGACACGUCUCUGGUGGAUGACCGUGCUGAACAAAGAGAUCAGUCUGCAGAAAAUUCGGUUGUCUUCGGAACUUCUGCAGAGGAAGUUGUGAAGGAAAUUCGCUUUAGAAUUGAGCAGAAAACUCAGCUGACUGCUAGUGCAGGAAUAGCUCCGAAUACAAUGUUAGCAAAAAUGUGCAGUGAUCGUAACAAACCUAAUGGGCAAUGCAGAAUUGCUCCUGAGAGACAAGCAGUGCUAGACUUUGUAAAAGAUUUGCCCAUUAGAAAGGUGCCGGGUAUAGGAAAAGUAACGGAGAAGAUGUUAAAAGCUCUUGGAAUUGUGACUUGCUCAGAGCUUUACCAGCAGAGGGCACUGCUUUCUCUUCUUUUUUCAGAAGCAUCUUGGCGUCAUUUCUUGGAUAUUUCCCUUGGUUUGGGCUCAACACAUUUGGAAAAGGAUGGAGAAAGGAAAAGUAUGAGCACGGAAAGAACAUUCAGUGAAAUAAACACAGCAGAAGACCAAUACAGCUUGUGUCGAGAACUCUGCAAAGACCUUGCUCAAGAGCUACAGAAAAAGGGACUUAAGGGUAAAACUGUUACCUUGAAGCUAAAGAAUGUGAACUUUGAAGUAAAAACAAGAGCUUCAACUGUGCUGUCUUCCGUUUCUACUGAAGAGGAAAUAUUUGCUGUUGCUAAAGACUUGUUAGGAACAGAAAUUGAUAGUGUUGCUCCUCGCCCUUUACGGCUAAGACUUAUGGGUAUACGAGUAUCAGGAUUUCUAAGUGAAGAAGAGAAGAAAUACCAACAAAAAAGCAUUACAGGAUUCUUAAAAUCAGGAAGAGAAAUUAGUUUUCUUAGACUUCGACCAGAGAAGUCCAACCAAGAAUAUUUCACAAAAAAUUCAGAACCAUCUCCCAGAGGGAGUUUUUUUGAUAAAAAGCGAGCCGCAAGGCAACUGAACAGUGAGAAUCUUUCUCCAAAUGAAACUGUAGGUAAGCAGCUCUUUCAUGAGAAGAAAUCAUCAGCAAAUUUUUUGGAAGAAGCAAAGAAAGUCACAGACUUUCAGAAUUCUAAUGUAUGUAAGGCAUUCACCUGCCCUGUCUGCUUUGAGGACCAAAGCAGCAAUAAUUUGGAAGAGUUUAACAGGCAUAUUGAUGAGUGUCUCAAUGGAAUUCCUGUUAAAGAUGCCAUAGAAAUAUCCAAGAAGGACAACUCAAGAGCAAAUACACUUAACUUCUGUCCACAAUUUCAAAAUAAAAAUGAUGAAUGUAAAAAAAAUAAAACAGAUCAAUUAGUGGGAACAGAGCAGUCUGCAAGUAGAUCUGACAACUCUACUAGCAAUAGCACAGAAAAAUUCACUCAGGUAAUAUCUGAUAAACCUGACAGUGAAAGACAGCCCAGCAAUCUCAGUGAUUUUGAAAUGAAACUGUGUCUCUUCCCAAGAAGAAUUUCACAAGACAGUGAAGACUGUUUUGAAAAGACCAAACAUACAGAAGCAACUAGUUCAUCCUGUUUAUUUGAAGACAAAGAAGACAGUGUUUUUGUUUGUCCAGUUUGUAAUUCAGAACAGAAGACCACUAAUCUUGUGUCAUUUAACAGUCAUGUGGAUGUCUGCUUAAAUAAAGGUCUUAUCCAGGAGCUGACAGAAAAAAAAGAUUUUCCUAUGCCGUCUUGUAAUACAGAAAACUCAAAUGGAAUUGGAGGUUUAAGCAGAGGACAGCAAUGCACAAAUCCAUCACAAGGAACAAAAAGAUCUGGACUAGCAACUUCACAGUCAGUAUCAAAAAAGGCCAAGUCAAGCAAUCCCAAGCAUACAAUUGAAAUGUUUUUUAAAUGA